AUGGCGGGGAAGGCCUUGGUCCUGCUGGCCGUCUUCGCGGAGGCCUCAGCGAGGUCCUGCACGCCAAACAAAGCAGAUGUCAUUCUUGUGUUUUGUUAUCCCAAAACUAUCAUCACCAAAAUCCCGGAGUGCCCCUACGGAUGGGAAGUGCACCAGCUGGCCCUCGGGGGGCUGUGCUACAACGGGGUCCACGAAGGCGGCUACUACCAGUUUGUCAUCCCAGACUUAUCGCCUAAAAACAAGUCCUACUGCGGAACCCAGUCUGAGUACAAGCCUCCCAUCUACCACUUCUACAGCCACAUUGUUUCCAACGACAGCACAGUGAUUGUGAAGAACCAGCCCGUGAACUACUCCUUCUCCUGCACUUACCACUCCACCUACCUGGUGAACCAGGCUGCCUUUGACCAGAGAGUGGCCACCGUGCACGUGAAGAAUGGGAGCAUGGGCACAUUUGAAAGCCAGUUGUCUCUCAACUUCUACACCAACGCCAAGUUCUCCACCAAGAAAGAAGCCCCCUUUGUCCUGGAGACAUCUGAAAUUGGUUCAGAUCUAUUUGCAGGAGUGGAGGCCAAAGGGUUAAGCACUAGGUUUAAAGUGGUCUUGAACAGCUGCUGGGCCACUCCGUCAGCCGACUUCAUGUAUCCCCUCCAGUGGCAGCUGAUCAACAAGGGCUGCCCCACAGAUGAGACAGUCCUCGUGCAUGAGAAUGGGAAGGAUCACAGGGCAACCUUCCAGUUCAACGCCUUCCGGUUCCAGAACAUUCCCAAACUCUCCAAGGUUUGGUUACACUGUGAGACAUUCAUCUGUGACAGCGAGAAGCUCUCCUGCCCUGUGGUGAGCCUCCUCUCUGUGAAGUGA
Octodon degus (degu) is the source of this 858-nucleotide messenger RNA. RefSeq names its product tectorin beta (gene Tectb). The record is from RefSeq and is a predicted model, not a curated record. Gene Ontology annotation, cellular component: cell surface. The coding region runs from base 1 to 858 and encodes 285 amino acids. NCBI's taxonomy places the organism in Eukaryota, Metazoa, Chordata, Mammalia, Rodentia, Octodontidae. The transcript is spliced from 7 exons.